Stereum hirsutum FP-91666 SS1 is the source of this 1632-nucleotide messenger RNA. RefSeq names its product cytochrome P450. The record is from RefSeq and is a predicted model, not a curated record. Lineage: Eukaryota; Fungi; Basidiomycota; Agaricomycetes; Russulales; Stereaceae. The transcript has 11 exons. Gene Ontology annotation, molecular function: iron ion binding; oxidoreductase activity, acting on paired donors, with incorporation or reduction of molecular oxygen; heme binding. Bases 1 to 1632 code for a protein of 543 amino acids.
AUGCCAAUUCUCGGUUUGACGAUCACGUUGUACAACGGUUUGCAGAUCCUUGCGAUAUCUGCCUUCGUCUACGUUCUCUAUCGCUUUUCUGCCUCAUAUCUCAAAUUCAGCAGAUCACCACUGCGCGAUCUCCCUGGCCCACCUUCCCUAUCCUUUUUGCGUGGAAGCUUCGCAGACACGUCAGAGGGAAAUGCGUAUCGCAUGAUGGAACAAUGGGCGAGAGAAUACAGCAACACUUUCGUCUUUCGGUCGCUAUUGAGCGUGAGUACGCUCUGUCUUCGGAUUGCACGCGUGAUUUGCUGUGGUACUCAGUUCAGCUCACUUCACAGACACCGAAAGUUAUUGCGUCUGAUGAACCCCGCUUUCGGCCCUGCUCAAGUACGACUGCUCUCGGAAGUCUUCUUGCAGAAGUCACUCGAGAUGAGAGAUGUUCUCACUAAUAAACUUCAAGCAACUUCUCGCAAAGAUGGAAAACUAGAAGUAGACAUCUUCAAGUGGUUGAACAAGGUCACGCUCGAUAUCAUCGGCCUCGCCGGCUUCGAAUACGCUUUUGACGCCCUCUCGAAUGACUCAGAUGAGGAGACUAACGAGCUCUACGAAGCCAUUCGCUCGGUGCAAAAAUUCAACCCAUUUCAGCCUUCUUUCGCAAUCCAACUAUUCUUCCCUAUUACGCGUAUUAUCCCCACCGCACGUUCCCGAAUCUCUGCAGCCUCGCUCAAGACCAUGCGCCGUAUCGGCUCGAAACUCAUCGCAUCGAAGAAGGCCGAGGUUCUCGGAUCCGCCGGUAUCCCUCAUAUCAACCCUGAUGUUGAUGCGAAGGUCGGAAAACAAGACGUGAAAGGGAGGGAUUUACUGAGUUUACUGAUCAAGAGUAAUAUGGCGGGAGAUCUGGCGGAAGGAGAGAGGAUGACGGAGGAAGAAAUCUUGGCACCUACCAUACUAGUCGCCGGUCACGAAACCACAAGUACUGCCCUCACAUGGACUAUCUUCGCACUAUCCGUUCAAUCUCACAUUCAAACCAAGCUCCGCUCCGAGAUCAUGCAACGCCCAGCAGACUCUCCGACAAUGGACGAGAUAAACUCCCUACCCUACCUCGACGGUGUCAUCCGAGAGGUCAUGCGCUUGCACGCACCGGUGGCGCAAUCGGAGAGGAUUGCUGUGAGGGAUUGUGUGGUUCCUUUGGGCGGCAGUGGAUCCAGGGAUAAGAACGGUGUUGUGAUGGAUCAUCUGAGGUUGCGAGAAGGUGACAUCGUCAAGCUUCCAAUACGUGCUAUCAACAGGUCGAAGGAGAUCUGGGGUGAAGAUGCUGAAGAGUUCAAGCCUGAGCGAUGGCUGAAUGACAACAAAUCCAAGACAGAAGCUCAAGUCCACUCUGUACCCGGAGUCUGGAGCAAUCUUAUGUCAUUCCUCAGCGGCCCACACGCCUGCAUCGGGUACCGAUUCUCCAUCGUUGAAAUGAAGUAUCUUCUGUUUACCAUGAUUCGUUCUUUCGAGUUUGAACUUGCGAUUUCUCCGGAGGAUAUAGGGAGGAAGACGAGCGUAGUGGGGCGGCCUUUCAUCGCAAGCAACCCUGCGGCGGGGACGCAGCUUCCGGUAUUGAUACGUGCAAUAUCUGAGACCAUAAUGUCGUGA